UAAACUAAACUAUCUAUCUAUCACAAUAUGACUAAUAAGAAUCAUCGCUAAAUAUAUUCAUUGGAUAAUCAGAAAUACGUUCGUGUUUAUACAGUUUAUUUGAAACGCUUGUAACGGGAAAAACUUGAUUGUAAACAUAUGCAUAUUAUUGGACUUAAUUAACAUACACCAAUAGGGCAUCAUGCCAGACCUGUUCGAUACAGCACGCCAGAAGUUUGAGAAUGUUAAAAACUUCAUGGAAACGCGCGAUUACUCUGAUAAAACUGACAAGACGGCGAGUCUACACGACACCAUAAAAGCAAAGGGCAACAACUUCUCCGAAACGGUGCGUAAAGAUCCUCGACCUUUGAGCAAGUACAGAGGUAUCGAGGUGGCGCCGGUCAAUGACCCGUUUACGAAACGGCCCCACUCAAACUGGCCUAUUCACAGCCAGCCCCACGACGAGCCAUUCGAUUUGUCGAAAUUCGGAUCGGCCUUGAAAAGCGUUAGGAGGUCUUUACAACUCAUCGACGAUUUGGAAAACAAAGUAACUGGGCGAUGAGUGUACUGUGUAUACCCAUAAUUGAUUUACGACAACCGCACGAAUCCUCAUUAAGUCAAUUAAGACCAUGACUCAGAAGCAGCGAAGAAUGGCAUAGCUAUCUAGUAUACGUCACCUUUUAUAGUUAUUGCUAAAGCCUGCACAUUUUAGAAGUGUUGAACUUAUCCGAAUUCACAACACAUCAUGUUUCCGAACGACGUAUGCAUUUUUAUGUAACGUACAAUUAUAUAUCAGUCAAUAUAUACUCUCACCUUAAUAACUGU
Dreissena polymorpha is the source of this 804-nucleotide messenger RNA. RefSeq lists its product as uncharacterized. Bases 182 to 541 code for a protein of 119 amino acids. The record is from RefSeq and is a predicted model, not a curated record. The transcript has 4 exons. Lineage: Eukaryota; Metazoa; Mollusca; Bivalvia; Myida; Dreissenidae.